CAGCUGGAGCCCCGAGCUGAGCUGCAGAAGGUGGAUUAGCUGCUGAAGAUGGCUGAGCUGCAGGUCUCGUCUCCUCUGAAGGACUUUAUAAGCACAUAUCUGAUACCGGAAGUGUGUUAUGAGUAUUUAUUUGUGCAGAAGAGACUCAGACACGUACCGUGUCUGAAGAUCCUUCUCAGUAAGAUCAUGAGUGUGUGGAUGCUUGGAGAACUCAUCGCGCCGCUGUUCCAGAUCUGGACGGUGCUGAGGGGGGGCAGCGCUGAGGGACUCAGUCUGGUCUCUUCUGUCCUGGAUCUGCUUUCUGUUUCAGCUCAUACAGCUUACUGCAUCCGACACGGCUUUCCUAUAGGGGCCUUUGGUGAGAGUGUGUUCGUGCUGAUGCAGCUCACACUGCUGGUUUUUCUUAUUCACUACUACAGGGGAAACGGCAUCCAAGGUGUGUUCCUCCUGUGUGUGUACUCGGGGUUCAUGUACGUGUUGAGUUGUGCUGUGGUUCCUGUUGCUGUUCUGGUGAUGAUGAGGGACUGGAGCGUUCUCAUCACCAUCAGCAGUCGGUUGAUUCAGGCAGGUUGUAAUAUUAACAGCGGUUCUACAGGACGUCUUUCUGCCCCGAGUGUGUUCCUGAUGUUUCUGGCAUCUGUAGGACGCACCUUCCGCUCCAUACAGGAAUCUCCGGACUCUCUGGGAUCUCAGGCUGCUGUUCUUUCAUCUGGCUGCUCUCUGCUCAUCCUGCUGCAGAUCUGGAUUUACAGAGCACCGUCGGUGCAACAGGAGAAGAAGAAGCAGUGAGGUGGUGACGGGUGGUACGGUGGACACAGGAACCGGGGGGGCUCUGCUACCAGCCAGUCGGGCGCCUAGAUCUCGUCUGAGGGUCUCUGUGCAGCACCAUGGAUCAGCCAGCAGAGGGCGUAACUGCAGCAGGUACGAGGAAUCCCCUCCGGCGGAGUUAUACCCUCCUCAUACCUGCUGCAGUUACGCCCUCUGCUGGCUGAUCCAUGGCGCUGCACAGAGAUCGGCGUGUGACUCUCCAUGCCCUCUCCAUGACUCUCCUUUGGUUACUUAAUGAACCAGUUCACCACAUUUCAUUAAUAAGCUCAUUAAGCGAUUAAACUGAAAUGUAAAUCUCAGACAUUUUUAACACUGAGCCACGGCAUUACAAAAACCUCAAGCGACAAGUCAUCCAGGAGGUCAGAAAAGCUCUCAGAAAAACGUACAGAAACAUUUGUAGCAUCUGGGCAACAAGGGGAUUCCCGAAACUAUUGAGAUGACUUAUCGCCGUGUUGGUGUUGCCUCAUCUGGAGUCACUGCUGUAAUCGGGUUCCACUCUGAGCAUGUUGUUCUGAUUCAGUCCGCUGGGGGGCGCCAAAGCUUCAGUUCCUCUCCUCAGCUCACAGGGUUCAACAGUUCUGAUCAAACGUUCAGCUGCUUUUAUGUUACAGAAACUUUACAUUUUAUUUUUUACAUUUUCAUUUAUUUUGGUUUUAUUUUACACUUAUUUUAAGUGUUUUUAUUUGUAUUAUUUUCUCUCUAAUUAAACAUUUAAUUGUGAUAUUAAAAUGAAUUAUUUCUAUAA
Trichomycterus rosablanca is the source of this 1573-nucleotide messenger RNA. RefSeq names its product mannose-P-dolichol utilization defect 1a (gene mpdu1a). The coding region runs from base 49 to 789 and encodes 246 amino acids. Gene Ontology annotation, biological process: oligosaccharide biosynthetic process. Lineage: Eukaryota; Metazoa; Chordata; Actinopteri; Siluriformes; Trichomycteridae. The record is from RefSeq and is a predicted model, not a curated record. The transcript has 7 exons.